Lachancea nothofagi CBS 11611 is the source of this 2073-nucleotide messenger RNA. The record is from the annotation of a GenBank genome assembly. NCBI's taxonomy places the organism in Eukaryota, Fungi, Ascomycota, Saccharomycetes, Saccharomycetales, Saccharomycetaceae.
AUGUUUUCUGAAAUAAAGGAGUCCAAGAUGGGGCAUUUUAGCUCUCUUCGCCAGUCUAAUUUCCCCAAGCACUCCUUUGUCAGAUCUUCGUCUCACGAAAGUGAACGUACAAAGACAAUAAGUACCAGACCUUCUUUGUGUUCUCAGAGCUUUGAAUCGUCCGGGAACAAUUGUUCACUUCCUUUCGAGGAUCUUGAUGAUAAUGCUACUGAAAAUGAUCAGACGCCGCCUGAAAAUGACACUACUGAUGUGGAAACCAUUGGCGUCAUAUCCAUAAGCGGUAGCGUCAUUCAUUACUCUCUAAACUCUUCCGCAGGAAAUGGAAAAUCACAUAGCCAGCUUCAACAGAUAUUUACGCCAACUGUUGUCGGGGACAAUGGAGAAUUAACUUUAAAGCUAUUAAACGUUUAUCUAUCCCUGUUUAUCACAGACGCUAAUUUUGCACAAAGUUCUGAGGGUUGCGAGACCGUCACUAAAUGGUCUCAUAAAAAAUUGCCGCCUUACGCUUUGGUCAACGCGAUCCCCGACGCAAUUGGAUCUCUAGUAGAUGUGAUUGGAUUUGUGGACCAAACAAUACAAACAAUUUCCAGUUUUUUGUGCAACGCCAGUUUCCAAGAUAAAUGUCAUCGAAAGGUUUGGGCCAACGAGGAGCUUGCUGGGUUCCAAUCACAGAUCGUUCGCGUUUUGAAGACAUUAGUAUUGGAAUAUGCUCCGCAGACCAACUCGUCCCCAGUUUGCCACCAGUUCAAUAAGGCGUUAAAUGCGCUCAGACGAAUCACUUCUGACACCGGCUAUUGGAAACAGACCAGACGAGCAACGGCAUCCGAAGAGGUCGGUGAUGAUUGGAUUUUGCAGAAACUACAGAACCUCGAGUGCGUGCCGCUUACAAUCGUUGAAUCUUUAAAGUUUGAUAUUAUUAUGCCAACAAUGGCAACGCCCUACGCUAACAGUCGGAAGAGUGAAAUUGAAAUUCUGGAGACCUUCACUACGCUGUAUGCAAUUUUGUUGAUGGAAAUCAAGAAAUUGUUCCAAUCAGUGGUUUCCAUUUCCCUAGUCACCGGUAUUCUUCCAAACUUGGAAUGUUCCCUGCUUGUUGGUUGCCUCGAAGGUUUUCUGCACAACUCCUUUGUGACCGGUUCUACUGAACUGUUAGUAGACCUCGACAAGCUGGUAUUAAUUUGGACGCAAGCUCACAUUUCGUUUAGAAAACAGACCGAGAACUGGGCCAUUCGGUUCAUCGCUUUAUGGAAACCAGACCGCUCGGAACAAGAUUUGAACACCAUGUUGGGAAGUACCGUUAACACAGAUGAAGUAACCAGCCCCGAAUUUGACGUUGUUAGGCUGUUUAUCAAUGAAGUAAUAGACAUUUGCGCCUUGAGCACUGACCGCGGAACUGACAUCUUGGAAGCGAUGACAAUGAAGGACAAAGUGCCCACGAGCGGUUUGGGCUGGUUGACUAUUUUCCAGGACAAUGACCUAAAUACAGGCCAUCUACCCAGUGCGAACACUCGUGAGAUUGAAUCGUUUUCGGGCGGCGAAACAAACGGGUUCCAGCAACUUCAGGCGCUUUAUGGUGCAGAAUUUUCGUUGAUCGAAGAGGAAACCACCGUAAAUGUUCUUGGAGAAUCUGGCCAUUUCUGGUCUCGACUUCAUUUACACCACGAGUCGCAUCAGUUCCGUAAUUGGGUUAGACGAGGUCUGCGCUCGACAGACGUCAAUCAAAAACAUAGUUUACUCGAUAAGUGCCACAAAGCUAAGGUCAAGCUUAGAACUUUAGCAGACAAAUUCUCCCACCGUAGUAAGAAAAAGGAAGCAAAGGUCCAACCAGUGGCUGAAUUGCGGCAAAAAACAACGGUCGCCGUCAUUAGCGGCCCACAAACGGACAGCGCAAGGCCUAACGAACCGAAAAUUACGUUGCUGAACGAGUGCAGCAGUUCUUACCGCUUCGAGGAAGCAUUUGACAGAACUACUUUCAGUGGCACUUUCCAUGAUCCGCCGCCACCACGUCGUUACGAAAAUUUGAGACGCAGAAAGGACCGAUUCAUGUUUUUGUUUUUCGGCGAAGAGAAGUAA